Molecule: messenger RNA, 2834 nt
Organism: Cucurbita pepo subsp. pepo (vegetable marrow)
Lineage: Eukaryota; Viridiplantae; Streptophyta; Magnoliopsida; Cucurbitales; Cucurbitaceae
Source: RefSeq, a predicted model, not a curated record
UCCAUAUAGGCUUUUACGGCCUCCACGAAAUUUUCUCUACGGACUUGGAAGCCGGGUUUUUCCCGAUGAACAUAAACCCUAAUCUUCUCCCUUCAAUUAGCCGGAGCUGACCAGGUGUGUUCUCCGAUCAUCUUCUUCUUUUUUUACUGCUCUAUUUUCCCCUAAAGCUUCGCUAUCCAUGUUCGCACAUUUCAUUCUUCCGCACAGAGCUUACUUUUCUGUUAAAUCUGAAUUUUGGGGUAAGAAUUUGGAUUUUCGGAACAGAAAUGAUAGUUUUAGUGAUAAUUCAAGAAAAUCUCAUGUGUAUUUUCAACCGAUUAGAGCUGGUGUGAAAUGGAGGAAGGAGCUUCCGUUUGAUAAUGUAAUACAGAGGGAUAAGAAGCUGAAAUUGGUUACUCGGAUUAGGAAGAUUCUAGUUCAGCAUCAUGAUAAUGUUAUGUCACUUAGGGGUUUGGGUAAAUUCAGGAGAGAUUUAGGUGUACAGGAAAAGACGAGGCUAAUUGAGUUGUUGAAGAUGUUCCCUGCAGUAUUUGAGAUUGUAGAAGAAGAAGCGUUUUCUUUGAAAUUUAAAUUGACGGAAGAGGCUGAAAGGUUGUACUUCGAGGAGCUGAAGAUCAGAAAUGAAAUGGAAGGUUUGUUGGUUACUAAGCUGAGGAAGUUACUGAUGAUGUCUGCUGAUAAGCGAAUAUUGUUGGAGAAAAUUGCACAUUUGAGGACUGAUUUUGGUCUUCCUUCCGAGUUUCGUGACACGAUUUGCCAUCGUUAUCCUCAGUACUUUAGAGUUGUGGCAACCGAGAGCGGUCCAGCUCUCGAAUUGACACACUGGGAUCCUGAACUUGCUGUUUCUGCAGCAGAGUUAGCCGAGGAGGAGAACCGAGCUAGAGAAUUGGAAGAGAAGAAUUUGAUUAUUGACCGACCGCUGAAGUUUAAUCGAGUGAAGCUACCUAAGGGGCUUAAGCUUUCGAAGAAUGAGAUGAGGAAAAUGAAUGAGUUUAGGGACAUUCCUUAUAUCUCUCCGUAUUCUGAUUUCUCAGGGAUUAAGGCAGGUACACCCCAGAAAGAGAAACAUGCUUGUGGGGUUGUUCAUGAGAUUUUAAGCCUUACACUCGAGAAGAGAACUCUUGUUGAUCAUUUCACUCAUUUCCGGGAGGAGUUUAGAUUCUCCCAGCAGUUGAGGGGGAUGCUAAUAAGGCAUCCCAAUAUGUUUUAUGUCUCGUUGAAAGGGGAUAAAAACUCGGUUUUCCUCAGAGAAGCAUAUCGCGAUUCUCAGUUGAUCGACAAAGAUCGGUUGUUAAUCAUAAAGGAGAAGUUUCGAGGUCUUGUGGCUGUUCCUCAAUUCAAAGGCAGAGGAGCUCCCGAAAGUGACACGGAUUGGCGAGAAACCAAUCAUGGAGAUGAUAUGAGAGGUGAAGAAUGGUCUGAUGUCGACGAUGACGAUGAUGAAUUCGACAACGAUGGUGAGGAUGACUGGAUUGAUGAACAGAUCAAUAACUUAGAAAUGGCUGAUCAGAGGCUUCUUUCUCCUCCUGCAUUACCCGAUGGACGGCCCCAAGAAAGAUGGUGAGGGGUAUGAACUUGUAUAUUUAUGCAUAUUGUUUACUCAAAUAUAUUAUGUGCAUAUUGUUUACUCUUUGAAUUUCACUUCGGUUUGUAAACAUUAGGUAGGUUUCGAUACGAGUUUGGAUGCCAUCGGAGAUUAAAUUUAAGCAUUGCCUUUACAUUGCUUACUGUUAACAUAUUGGAUAAAAUUUUUGGUUAAAUACUAAAUUUAGUCCUUCAAUCUUAGAAUUGUGUUUUAGUUAGAUGUAAUUAUGGUCUGCAUUGAUAGAAAAAUUGAAGUAAAGCUUGCAUAUCUAUGAUGCUGAGGACAUAGAGACAAUGGUGAAAUGGGUUGAGCGACCUCUUGGUGGAUAUAUGGACCUCAACCACACAACCAUGUCCUUUCAUGUACAAAGAGUUAAAAAUAAGGUCUUUGUAAUACUCAAGUUAGAUAAGGAUGUUCGAGAAAAGUAAAGAGACUUCGGGGAAGUUCAAGAGAUUUAAGUAUGGUUUAAGGGGUCCAAGAAAAGAUAUUUUUAAUGAUCUAGCAAGGUUUUAAAAGAAACUAAAGAGUAGUUUAAUGUAAGGUUUUGUAUAUGAUACGCAAAAAUAGAAUCUCUAGGAAUAUAAUGUCUAGCAAAAAAGUCCCUGGAAAAUCUUGAAUUUGCAAAAAGAGGUCACUGACCAGAAAAUCUACAGCAUAUAUGGUUUUAGAAUGAGUCAGCAGCAAUGAAAAUCCAACAAUCAGAAUGGGAGUCCAUAAAUUUCAAGUUCUAAUUCAGACUAGUUCUUCACGAAACAAAACAAGGAUCUGGGUCCAUUAUUCACUCCAUGGAAUCGAUUGUUGGAUAUUCUCCAGACAAAAGUCAGAAUAUGGUUCUUACGGGUUUAACAAAGCAUAUGCCAAUUACAAAAACUGCUUUUUUAUUAGGUACCCUUUGUUCUUGAUGAAACAAGGUCAGUACAAGCUUAUUCUCUCUUUUAAAUAAGGAAGUAUAUAAAUUAGAGUUGAAUGAGAUUUAAAUCACACCAUGUUGAUCAAACCAAUUUAAAACCACGAACCAAACUGAUUUAAAUGUUGAACCAACCUACUACACUGUCAUCUGUGCGUGCUUAGGAUUUCCUUCUCUAUUGGCUUCGUGUGGUGAUUUAGUGAUUCAGGUGCCAAAAUUGCUUAGUGAACGAAAUAUAAUUGUAAAGCUACAAUGGUAGUGGUCAAGAUACGACGAUGAGCAUGAUGCAGUAGUCAAUUUAAUAUCAGCUAAGUCGAGGCUUAGAGACUCGAGAAAAAAAAA